AAAGGUUAUGUUAAAAGUUUGGCGUAAGUGUAAACAAUUUGAUUUAAACACAAAUAAGUAGUCAAUGGAAUAGGUCGUGACAUCACAUAAAAUGUGGCAUUAUUUAUUAUUUGUGAGUUUGUUCGCUUUUGCAAAUGCUGUUCCAGUUCCUUUUAUAAUUAAAUGCAAUGCAAGAGACGUGAAAUGCCUGACGAAUACUACUAACGUAGCUAUUCCAAUAUUUGCUGCGGGAAUCCCUGAGUACGGAGUGGAAACACUGGACCCACUAUUCUUCGAGACCAUAGACUCAUCAAGUCUGAACAUUAAACUGAUAAUGUAUAACACCACUGUCAAAGGUCUUAGAAAUUGUAAAGCGAGGACGGUACAGCGCGACGUCGUUAAUUCAAAAUUAUUCAUCAAAAUUGAAUGUAAUGUAACUUUAAAUGGCCUUUAUGUAAUGUCAGGUCGACUGCUGCUAAUACCAAUUGAAGGCAAAGGAAAGAAUCACGCGGAUAUUAAUAGAUUUGUCACUAGCUUUAAUGUAACCCUGAAAGAUGUACAAGGGAAAGACGGGAAGAAACACUGGUCUAUCAAGGGUUGGUCGUACACCUAUGAGCUGGAGGACCAGUCGCAUGUCCGUUUAGAAAACUUAUUCGGUGGAAAUGAGGUUUUAGCCAAAGCAGCUGAGAUUGUCGUGGCAGCCAAUGGGAAUGGAAUCAUCCGGGAAAUCGGAUCACCAGUGAUCAACACACUCAUUGUUAAACUUGCAGAUGCAAUUCAAACCUUUUUCCAUGCUGUUCCAUUGGAAGAUUUAAUCCUGCAAUAGACUUGAAAUAAAUAUAUUAA
Messenger RNA from Ostrinia nubilalis (European corn borer), 825 nucleotides. Its product is annotated as juvenile hormone-binding protein-like. The record is from RefSeq and is a predicted model, not a curated record. NCBI's taxonomy places the organism in Eukaryota, Metazoa, Arthropoda, Insecta, Lepidoptera, Crambidae. The transcript has 5 exons. Bases 92 to 805 code for a protein of 237 amino acids.